AUGGCCCACGAGGUGCGCAUGGGAGGCAUCGAAGCCAAGGUGCAAGGCUUGGCUGCUGCUUUGGAGGCCCUCUCCGACAGCUUGGCCCUAGAGGAGGUGCCCUCAGGUGUUCCGGGGUUUGCAGGCACAGAGGCUCCACGGCCGCCUUCCCGGUCAGCAGAAAUCUUCGGGCGGCUGGACUCCUUGGAAUCACGCGUGUCCGCCUUGGAGCAGGCAGGAAAGCCCGAGGCACCGUUGGAGGAGCCAAGACAGGCUCAAGAGUUUCCAACAGAGCUUCAAGCAGAGGGACCCGAAGAAGUUGCAGAGGAAGGCUACGAGCAAGCGCCGGAGCAGGCACCCGAGCCCAACUCCAUAGACCAGAUUCCGGUAUCCCCCACCCAACAGGCUGAGCAGGUGGCUACGGGCGGCUUUGGCGCCUGGAGUGCAGAGCCAGGAGAGCCGGGAGACAUGGAUGAAAAGCUCGCAUACCUGAGGGAUCAGGUACAAGCCAUGGCUCCUGAGCAGGCCGAGUUGCUGAGUGGAAUCGUGAAGGAUGUCAAGUACUGCUUGAAGAGAUGUGAGCUCUUGUUCCAGCUUCCAGAAAUCAAGGGCUACAUCAAGCGUUUCCAGGCAUCUCUGCACGUGAAUGCUGUGCUUCAGGAUCGCUGGCUAGGCCCAGGUGCUCGCACCCGGGGUGUCUUCGAUGACGAUGAGCUCGAGGGCCAAAAGCCCCGGCCUGCCCAAACGAAUUCCAUGGCAGACCUGUCGCUUUCCAACCUCUCCACGGAUCCUAUCACAAGGGUUCGCCGGAGCGAGCCCCCCAACAAGCGGCCCUUCCGCACGGUGACGGAUUGGGCGAGACCCCACACGCCCCUGACCGUGGACCCAGUCCUGAAGUCCUCCACGCCCAGCUUGCCAGACAUACUUCCAUCCAAGUAG
Symbiodinium pilosum is the source of this 918-nucleotide messenger RNA. The record is from the annotation of a GenBank genome assembly. NCBI's taxonomy places the organism in Eukaryota, Dinophyceae, Suessiales, Symbiodiniaceae.